Cucurbita pepo subsp. pepo (vegetable marrow) is the source of this 1939-nucleotide messenger RNA. Its product is annotated as indole-3-acetic acid-amido synthetase GH3.6-like. Gene Ontology annotation, molecular function: indole-3-acetic acid amido synthetase activity. The record is from RefSeq and is a predicted model, not a curated record. Gene Ontology annotation, cellular component: cytoplasm. Lineage: Eukaryota; Viridiplantae; Streptophyta; Magnoliopsida; Cucurbitales; Cucurbitaceae.
CCCUCUCUCUAACAAACUCCCAUUCUCUCCAAAAACAAAAAAUGCCUGAAGCUCCAAACGCACCCUCUCUGCUGGAAAAAAACAGCGCCGCCCUCCAAUUCAUCGAAGACAUCACCACCAACGCCGCCCAUGUGCAGCGCCAAGUCCUCUCCCAAAUCCUCUCCCGCAAUGCCUCCUCCGAGUACUUAACCCUCCACGCCCGCCCUUCCCCCGACACUUUCAAAUCAUCCAUCCCUUUGAUCUCUUACGACCACAUCCAACCCUUCAUCACCCGCAUUGCCAAUGGCGACACUUCCCCUAUUCUCUGUUCUUCUCCCAUCUCCGAGUUCUUAACCAGCUCCGGCACUUCCGGCGGCGAGAGAAAGCUGAUGCCCACUAUCCAUGAAGAGCUCGACCGUCGCUCACUCUUGUACAGUUUGUUGAUGCCUGUAAUGACCCAGUUCAUUCCGGGGUUGGAGAAGGGUAAAGGAAUGUAUUUUUUGUUCGUCAAAGCCGAGGCUCGAACCCCUGGCGGCCUUCUCGCUCGCCCUGUUUUAACUAGCUACUACAAAAGCUCCCACUUUAAGGACCGCCCCUACGAUCCCUACACCAAUUACACCAGCCCCAAUGAGGCUAUACUUUGUACGGACUCAUACCAAAGCAUGUACGCUCAAGUGCUGUGCGGCCUCUGCCACCGUCUCGAUGUGCUACGCGUGGGCGCGGUUUUCGCCUCUGGCUUUAUCCGCGCCAUACGGUUUCUGGAAAAGCACUGGCAGCUACUCUGCCAUGAUAUCCGGAGUGGGACACUUAAUUCCCAAAUCACGGACCAGGCGGUUCGGGAGGCUGUACUGAUGUCAGUCCUGCGUAGGCCUGACCCUGAGCUGGGGGACUUCAUUGAGGGGGAGUGCUGUAAGGGGUCGUGGCAGGGAAUCAUUACAAGGCUGUGGCCUAAUACCAAGUAUGUGGAUGUGAUUGUAACAGGGGCAAUGUCGCAGUAUAUUGGGACGCUUGAUUAUUAUAGCAAUGGGCUUCCCUUGGUGUGUAGCAUGUAUGCUUCUUCCGAGUGCUAUUUUGGCCUCAAUCUUAACCCUCUUUGUAGCCCAAAUGAAGUUGCUUACACUCUCAUCCCUUCCAUGGCCUAUUUUGAGUUUCUUCCUCUCCAAACAAACCACAAUCACGAACACCAACUCGUCGAUCUUACCGAUGUCGAACUCGGCAAAGAAUAUGAGCUCGUAGUCACAACUUAUGCUGGAUUGUAUCGAUAUCGAGUUGGGGACAUUCUAAGAGUGGCGGGAUUCAAAAACAACGCUCCUCAAUUCAACUUCGUGUGCCGAAAGAACGUGGUUCUAAGCAUUGACUCCGACAAGACCGAUGAAGUUGAACUCCAAAAUGCGGUGAAAAACUCCAUCAACCAUUUGGUGCCAUUCGACGCAACGUUAGUGGACUACACAAGCUACGCCAACACAUCAACAAUUCCAGGGCACUACGUGGUGUAUUGGGAGGUGAACCAAAAGGGGUCGACCGGAGUGCCGCCGUCGGUGUUCGAAGAUUGUUGUCUUACGAUGGAGGAGUCGCUGAACAGCGUAUACCGUCAAGGGCGGGUGUCGGACAAGUCCAUCGGCCCUUUGGAGAUCAAGGUUGUCGAAAUUGGGACAUUUGAUAAGCUCAUGGAUUAUGCCAUAACCAUGGGAGCUUCUAUAAAUCAGUACAAGACGCCUAGAUGUGUGAAGUUUGAGCCCAUCGUUCAGCUUUUGAACUCGAGAGUGGUGGAUAGUUACUUCAGCCCUAAGUGCCCCAAGUGGGUUGCUGGUCAUAAGCAAUGGUGCCAACAGGAUUCAACCUUCACUAAUUAGGCAGAUUUUUAUGCGCUUUUUCUUUUUGUUCUUUUUUUCCCCCUUGCAAUCAAAUAAUAUGUAUGUUCUUGUGAUGAUCAUGUUAAAAGCAUCAUCAAUUCACAACC